This is a messenger RNA of Solanum verrucosum, 789 nucleotides long. Its product is annotated as dehydration-responsive element-binding protein 2F-like. The transcript has a single exon. Gene Ontology annotation, molecular function: transcription cis-regulatory region binding; DNA-binding transcription factor activity. Gene Ontology annotation, cellular component: nucleus. Gene Ontology annotation, biological process: positive regulation of DNA-templated transcription; response to stress. Lineage: Eukaryota; Viridiplantae; Streptophyta; Magnoliopsida; Solanales; Solanaceae. Bases 1 to 789 code for a protein of 262 amino acids. The record is from RefSeq and is a predicted model, not a curated record.
AUGUCAACAACCUCCAAGAAGUUGAUCCCAGCUACAUCCCGCAAGGGAUGUAUGCGUGGUAAAGGUGGCCCCGAGAAUGCAAGUUGCACGUACAAAGGUGUACGGCAACGCACCUGGGGUAAAUGGGUAGCCGAGAUCCGCGAACCCAAUCGCGGAGCUCGGCUUUGGCUCGGCACUUUUGAUAAUUCUUAUGACGCUGCUGUCGUCUAUGACGCUGCAGCCCUUAAGCUUUAUGGUGCCGAAGCCAAACUCAAUUUGCCCCAUCUGUACAACAUUCCGGCCCAGGAUCAGUCCCAGGCCCAGGCCCAAAUCCAAAACUCUAGGCCCAUUACCAUCAUGAGCCCAUCUCUAGCUCCCGUUUCAGCUACUGCUCCAGCUUCAAUUCCUGCUCCGCCUGUCCCUUCCGUUUAUAAUGUGGCUUCGCCAUCAACUUGGAGCGUAGGAACUGAUUCUUCGCUUUAUUUCAACGAUCAUGAUUUCGGUAUCAACAAUUUUUCUGCUAAUGAUAUUCCAUCUGCAUUUAAUUUAAUCGACAUUAAUAAAACAGCUGAUGAUCAUCCUGACGAAUUCGUUGAAAAAAACGAUAAUGCUACUAACAAUAAUCAAAGCAGUCAAGGACUUGGUGGAGAAAUGUUUAGGGAUCUAAACAUGAAUUUACCAGAAAUUGAUGAUUCAUCAAUUUGGGAAGAAGCUAAGGCAACAACUUCAUUUCAAGAAGCAGUGAAUGAUCCAGGAAUAGGUGGAUACAACUUGGAUGAUGGCCUUAAUUUUCCUCCAUGGUGUGGUUAA